Messenger RNA from Topomyia yanbarensis, 7223 nucleotides. RefSeq lists its product as uncharacterized. The coding region runs from base 173 to 4876 and encodes 1567 amino acids. Gene Ontology annotation, cellular component: nucleus. Gene Ontology annotation, molecular function: DNA-binding transcription factor activity, RNA polymerase II-specific; RNA polymerase II transcription regulatory region sequence-specific DNA binding. Lineage: Eukaryota; Metazoa; Arthropoda; Insecta; Diptera; Culicidae. The transcript is spliced from 12 exons. Gene Ontology annotation, biological process: regulation of transcription by RNA polymerase II. The record is from RefSeq and is a predicted model, not a curated record.
UUUUUUUCGCCCUCAGCUCCAUCAUCUCAACCAAGAUGGGGCGAAAUUUCGCUCCGCUUUGACAAAUAAAAAAAGCAGAAGCAAAAAAACUGUGAAAAGCAAUAUGUCAAUAAGGAGAUUUUUCGUAAACAAUCUAAUGAAAUUGUAAAUUACCAAGUGCUUUCCGGCCUUUAUGGAGGUAAAAAUGCAGCACAACUCCCAGGCGCACUUGUUCCAGAUACAGGUUAAAUCCCUAAUCAAAACUCUAAAAUGUCUGCAAUCGGACGAUAAAUACCAGGCGCUACUGUUUCUCAUCUCGGCCAUUAAGCUGUAUGUCAAAUUUUUGUACAACGACAACCAAGAGCGUAUAUAUAAGCCGUCAAUACUCAAAGAAUUGAACAACAUCCAAAAUGUGAUUAUUGCAAAUUUGUUGAAAUCGCGCGGUGCGACAUCGGUUCCGUCAUCUUUGUCUGCCGCCUGUGAACUGCGAACCAACGUUCGCAAUAAUAUCCCGGGAACAGUGGGCAGUGAUGGAAUUUUGCUUGUACAUCCGAGUGCAAAACCAUUGCUUCCGCUCACCCCAUAUAACAUCACGGGAAAGCUACUACGUGGAGGACUCUUCGACGAUAUGCCGCUGUCCGGUGCAGUUAAAAUCAAACCACGCAAACGACUUGAUACGCUGACAUGCUUCGGUAAUGUCCAGCUGAAUCGUUCCCUUGUGCGGUUGAUUGCUUCCCGUAACUUCAAGUUACUGUUCAACAUGUUCGAACAGAAUAUCUUUCCAGCGUGGAAGAUUUUCAAGGCGGAGCGACCGAUUCGUUCACGCACUCGUACCACAAUGCCAGCGAUUUGUUACAGCGGUGGCUCGUCGCAUUCUCCUCCAGCAGCCUAUAUCAAAAAGGAAGAUUUUGAUUUCGAUCCGCCCUACUCGCUAACGGGUGACGAUCCAUGCUUCGAGGAACUGAAAGACGAGGACGAUGAGCUGCUGAUGCUGAAGGACGAAGACGAGGAUGAUUCAAUCUCCAAUGAAAUUUUCUCUGAAGAAUCCUCCACUAACAACACGUCGUUGAUGCUUUCCUCCGACACAAACACCCUGGACACCAACGACUCAAAUAUGCUGUCUGGCGAGCGGUGCAAGGAGCAAGUUUAUCAGUGUCUGUUAUGCGAUAAAAGCUAUCGGAAACGGAAAUCGUUGGUUAUUCAUUUCAGUCAUCAUCCGGGUUUCUGCCCGGAUUGUGGAAAGCAGCGUGGUGUGACCUCGGAGGAAAUAAUAGAGCACAACCGCGUCUACCACAAGAACAGGCCCCACAUCUGCGAACACUGCGGGGAAACCUUUACGCGUAACCAACAGUAUCAGGUCCAUGUGCAAGGUCAUUUCAUUAGCAAGGCACGCGUCCAGGAACAGAAUUGCAAAAAAACAUACAAGUACAGCUGUCGCACUUGUGGCAUUGUCUUCAACAACCAGAAGUAUUUGGAAAAACAUGUUCAAAAAACUUGCCACCAGGCCGAAGGUGUGGCCUGCGACACUUGUGGUGCAAUAUUCCCUUCUGAUAUCAAACUCUACCAGCACAUUGCGAGGACUCAUAAGAAUGAUAAACGUUUUACAUGCGAACAUUGCGCUAAAGUAUUCAACCAGAAAGCGAAUCUCGACCGGCACCUACUCUUGCACACUAAUGUACCAGAGAAGAAUUAUCCCUGCGAACAGUGUGAUGCCUCGUAUCUCUCCAUGGCUUCCCUGAAAGAACAUGCAAAGAUUGCCCAUAGUGGGGAUGACAAAUUCGAGUGCAACAUUUGCAACAAACUGUUCGCUGCUAAACGAUCCCUCAAACGCCAUAAGCUUUGCCACUCGGAGGAACGUCCUUUUCCAUGCACGGUGGAAAAUUGCAAAGAGGCCUACAAGAACCAGUCUCACUUGGCGCGUCAUAUGAAGACCGCUCAUCACAUCGAUCCGCCUCCCAAACGGAUGCAGAAAGCAGCUAAGAGUGAACCAGGCGAAUUUAUUCCCCUGGACCCGGUCGGUACUGGGGACUCAGCGGCAAGCAAAAGUAACCCAAUGAAAAAACCAGUGAUUGGGGGAAGCGACAAAUCCAUCGGCGAUAGUAGUACCAACUUCAGUGACAAUUUGUCGACCUACAACUAUGACUACGUAGAAACUGGAAUGGCAGUGACAGAUCCCAGUCAGCAACGGAUACAAAUGCUUGGGCCAGGAGGAACACGAUUAGGUGUCCCCCCUGCUGUCAGCUUCAAUGAUCCUAACUUGGGAUACGGCGGCCCUGCAACUGGUGAACAAUUUGAAUGGCAGAAUCUCGAAUUUGGUGGUGUUGGUGGUACAGGCAGUGGCGGCAAUGGGCCUGUUCUUUCACAACGUAACAUUGGCAUGGAGCCAAUCAAUCAAAGUUAUAUGGAUAGUGGCCAUGGAGCCAGUUACAUGACUGGAGGUAUCCCACCAAUAAGGGCGUAUUCGGAUCCUAAUCUGCUUUGCGAGCACUGCGACGAGGCUAAUUUUCUCAACAGUCAGCAGUUACAAGCUCAUGUACAGGAUCACUUUCCGGCGAAGGAUGGCAAAGAGCUUCCAGGGAAAAAAUUGCAGCGAUUGUUUUGUAAAACCUGUAAUCUGGUGUUUUCUAACGGAACCCAACUGGAUAGACACAUCCAGAAAACGAAUCAUCACACCGACAGCAUCGUGUGUGACCUUUGUAGUGCAAUAUUCAACUCUAAUCUCAAGGUUUACCAGCAUAUGCUCAAGUGUCAUAAAAACGAGACCUGGUACGCGUGCGAGCAAUGCUCUAAAGUUUUCAUCAUGAAGCAAGAAUACGACAAACACCAGCUGGUUCAUCAAACCGUCACUGAUAAAUCGGUUAUCUGCGAACAUUGCGCAUCUUCGUUCUUCUCGCAGGAAGCACUCAAAGAACAUAUCAAAAUUUCCCAUACAGUGGAAAAGAAGUACGAGUGUAACAUUUGCAACAAGCUGUUCGCAGCAAAGCGAUCGCUAAAACGCCAUAAACUUUGCCAUGAGGAGGAAGGUGCAUUUCCCUGUCCGGUCGAAGAUUGCAAGGAAUCGUUUAAGACUCCUACCAGUUUGGCAAAGCACAAAAAAAUGGUGCACAGCAUCGGUCCUGAUCCUAGUGAGAAAGGGGGAGCCAAAGGAAAAGCAAGUGCAACUGCAAAAGCAGCCAGUGAUAAAUUGCUUCCCGAACCUCCACCAGUUGUACCAGGACCAUCCUCUGGCACGCCAGGGAUCACUAUGGGUCCUGUUCCUGGUACGUCAGGCGCAAUUAAACUCGAACCUCGAACACCUACGGGUAUGUUAGUACCUCCUUCGAGAACCAGCAGCACAAGUAGUGCUGGCACUGGAAGUAAUCCGAACGCUAUACCGUAUGAUCCGUAUGGCACAGGAAUACAUUACAAUAACGUAAUGGGACAGGGUCCGCAACAAGCAACUCAUUUUGCGGUACAAAAUCCAAACAGUGCUCUCCACUAUGGAACGAAUGCAGCUCCUGGUAGAACCGGAAGUGAACAAACCAUGACUUACCGGAUUGAUCCUACUGGUUCGCCCGCUGCAGGUCCAUACGGCCAUGCAGCAGCAGGAGGCUACGGUCAGAUGAACAGUUCCUUCGAGUGGCGAACCAUGGAAAUGCAAAACAGUAUUGACCCAGGAAUGGGAACGUCCAACACCAGUACCGGUCAAACGGUUCAGGCCGUGGCUGCUACGAUGAAAGCCAACAAAUACUAUCCAGUGAUGGAUCCCAGUAGUGCCGCAGGCGGCAGUUUUAUCCACUCCCAACAGCCACAACAGCACCAGUCGCCUCAUCAUCAACAGCAGCAACAACAACUGCAUUCGCAACAUCCACAACAUCACCAGCAAGCGCAACAACAGCAGCAUCAAGUCGUUGCAAAUACUACUGCUCUGCAAGUUAAGAAUCCACAAGAAUCACAGCACCACCAGCAACAGAUGUUAAGUAUGAAUAGUCAGGAGUUUAUGGGUUAUCAGGAAAUUUGGAACGCGAAUAUGGUAAAAAUGGAAUACCAGGAUGAAGUAAACAACUCGAAUGUAACAGGAAGCUCGUACAAUAAUAUUGGGAAUAUUUUGUCGAAUCUAGAACUGAUAGGCAACAAUAGUAAUUAUGAGCAAAAUUAUGACAUUGUUCCGCCACCUACUGGCGGUGAUCAGCAGCAAGCACAGCAGCAACAAACUAGCCAAUCGGCUGCUCAAGUGUCGCAAGUUGCGCCUAAGAACAAUUACCACAAACAGCAGCAUAUGCACCAACAACAACAACAGCAGCAGCAACCGGGAAUAAUGGGUGUGGAAAAUCCGAUGGUUAGUCAGCAUCAUCACCAGCAACAGCAACAAUAUUUCCAAGAGCAUCACGCUCAAACGGCUGGUCAUCAUCCUCAUCAACAGCAGCAACACCACAGCCUUCAUCAUCCACAGCAACAGCACCAUCCCGGCCAUCCGGGUCAUCAUGGGCAGUUGCAUGGCCACCAUGCUCAACAGCAGACUCCCAGUCCCCAUCAUCAUCCACCUCACAUGCAACAGCUUCAGGGAACGCCACAACAGCAGCUGCAGCAACAUCAGUACAAUGCACACCAUCCACAUCAUCAACAGCAGCAUCCCCACCAUCAUGCGCAUGUUCCAGGGCCACCUGGCACACAUCACAGCGUGGCUGGACCAUCAUCUGCCUCAGGACAUCCCCAUCAGCUGCCACACCAGCAGCAACCAGGUAUGCCAGGCUAUCCUAACCAACCGCAUCCCCAUCAACAAUCCCAACAGCAACAGCAGCAACAACAACAACAGGACCACACCCUAACAGACAUAUCGAAAACCAAUAAUCUACAGUUCGUUGACAGCUUUACCGAGUCGAUCGACUACUUGCAGCAGUCGUUCCAAUACGUGUAAUACCAAGUAGCGGCAGUGAAAACAUCAUUCAGUUGCCUACUGUAAAGGAUUAAGAAAAGUUUUCGUAUAGCUUCGAAUCAUUCAUCUAAGUUCGGCUGAAUAUACACUGUGGUUGUGGGGUAUGAGGUGGGGGUUAUAUUCAACUCGCUCGAUUUAAAUUACUUCAAUUUCUCAACAUCUGUGAUUUAUACGUAUUUUAGAAAUUUUAGAAAGUUUCUAAUGGAUUGUGCAAACAAGUCACUAAUUUUUGUUUGUGGAAUAUUAACAUUCACAGUUUGUUCUUUCCGAUGCAUUUCAAAAUUUUAUGUAUUUUAUUCUAUGUUUAUUCGAGUCGUGUUUACAAACUUUUCCAUAUACUGAUAUUUAAUUUAGGCGUUCUGUAUUGUUUAAAAACUUGAGCUUAUGUUGAUCGUUUUGGGAUAGCUUGGGUAACUAGGCAUCCUUUGAAAAAUAUUGAACAACCAAACUUCCAACUUAAAGCGAUUGCUUACUCACUGAGGUAGUUUAUUUUUUAUAUUUUUGACUGCACAACCGCUUUUUAUAAUCUCACAUUUAAGUAUCGGUAGUAACAUCGGGAGUAAACCUAAAAGAAAACCUACGUUUACGACCAGCAGUACAAACUUUGUCGUACACAAUAGUAGAUAAUUUAGCUAUUUGACUAUUCAUUUUAGCUAUCAAUUUUAAAAAGCCAUUUUUUUAUUAUGUCCACCGUAUUAACCGUAGUGUGUCUAACAUAAAAACACGCACAUUGAAAAGUUCAUCAAGUUCAAGUAAAUUUUUAACAGAUCUGGACACUUUGGAACAUAUUCCAGUACUUUUGGAUUAGUUUCUAAUAUUAUUUUUUUUUUUUUCUAUAAAUUGAGCUUAUCUGUAAAAAAACUAGGUGAACUCAUACUUACACCCACGUAUUGUAAACGCAUUAUAAAAAAAUUAAAAAAAAACGAUUUUAUUUCAUACCAGACGACGGUAAUCUACCCCAUCACAAUUUGUUCUCGAUACUAUUGACUAUUUACAUCUUCAAAUUGGUUACAUGGACAGGUUUUUUCUGUUCGCCUGGUUUUAGAAAAAAAUCUCCGAACUCUUCAGGCGAGUAAGCAAAAGUUCAGUAAUUUUAUUGCAUUCAUCCCCACUCACCUCGAAAUAUACCCAGUAAGAGUGUACAGCCAUGGACAGUCAUCACCAACUCAGCCUCAUCCGUACUAACCCAGUUACACCGUUGCUAUCUAAUCCAUUUAGUUCUUUUAGAGCAACAUACUCGCUUUACUUCGUUUACUGUAUAGUUCGUAAGCAAAGCAAAAACAAAUCUGAAUCGCAAAAAGAAAAAAAAAAACAUACAUUAGAUUUCAUCAUUAUCAUCACCAUUCAACACGAUUCAUAAGCUCACAUCCAUAGCAUCCACACUCUAUAGCCCAUUAUGAGAUAAGUUCACAGAAAAUCUUUGCAUAUAUAGCGUCUAGGAAGAAGCGUUAAGAAACCUAUAUUUCAACACAGAGCAUAGUAUCCGAAACGGAAUAAAAUAUAGAUAUAUUACUACUCUUAAGUAAAUGAAAGAAUCAAACGAUUGCAGCAUGGCGGAUUGAUUGAGAUCAAACCCAGUAGAGAUUUAUAACAGUAUGACUGAGUAUGCAUGAGUGUGAACUGAAAAUGUUUUUUAAAAUAUAACAAAAAAUGAAAAUUUAAUUUUUACUGUUUUCGUAAAACAAUAUAACUAAGAGAGAAUUAAAAAAAACGUAGAAGCAAGAAUAAUACUUGUGCACGAAUGGGAAAAGAUGCAACACUAAGAAGAUUGAGAAACAAUAGGAAGAGAGAGAAAGAACAUUGUAAUUAUAAUAUGUACUAUAAGUGUUGAAACAGAGUAAUCUUUGUAUUAGAACCACAAUUAAGCUGUGGUAGGAGGCACAUAUGCAAGCAGAGAAAAAAAAAGUAUGUUUAGCCAGAGAGACGUAAUAUAUAUUUAAACACUCGUGCGACCCUGCGUCGGCGGUAAAUUUUAUUACAGAAGCAUGUUGUCAACGAUCUUCCGUUGAUUUAGCAGCGAAAUAAAAUUGUACAUCUCCACUUUUUACUAUGUAUCUCAGAAAUAGAGUGACACUAACUUCUUGCAUCCAGAAUGUGCGAGUGAAAAAAGGAUAAUAUUAAUGCAAACACACACUCAUACACAGACACAUACAUACAUAUUUGCUUACAAUAACCAGAUAAUACACACCCAAGCAUACUUGUAAUGAUAACAUACAUACUUGCAUAAAAAUAAUAUAUUGAUAAACAAGUGAAACAAACUAUUGAAAACUAUUAUAUACACAACACAAUUAUUAUAUUAUUGAUUAUUAUUAUAUCAUUAUUACUAUUA